Molecule: messenger RNA, 1377 nt
Organism: Polypterus senegalus (gray bichir)
Lineage: Eukaryota; Metazoa; Chordata; Cladistia; Polypteriformes; Polypteridae
Product: aldo-keto reductase family 1 member B1-like
Exons: 10
Coding region: 205-1155 (316 amino acids)
Cellular component (GO): cytosol
Molecular function (GO): aldose reductase (NADPH) activity
Source: RefSeq, a predicted model, not a curated record
AAGUUAUGCAGCUGUUGACUACAAACGCAAUAUGAUGACGUAGAUAGAUGUCGCGUAGAAUAACGUGUUGAUUGGUAUUAAUUUUACCCAAUCAAACAGCUCGUCACCUUUUUUUUUUGCUUUUCAUGCCACAGUCGGUAUUUAAAUUCGCUCCUCGGAGUUUGGGAACAGCUUUGUUUUUUCAGUUGAAGUUACGAAAACACAAUGGGGACGCAUGUACAACUGAACACCGGUGCCAAGAUGCCAAUUAUAGGGUUGGGGACUUGGAAGUCAGCUCCUAACAAAGUCAAAGAUGCAGUGAAAGCAGCCAUUGACGCAGGAUACCGUCAUAUCGAUGGUGCAUAUAUCUAUGAAAAUGAAAGCGAGAUUGGGGAUGCCAUUGCAGAGAAGUUCAAAGAAGGAGUUGUAAAGAGGGAAGACCUCUUUGUUGUCAGCAAGCUCUGGUGCACUUUCCAUGAGAAGUCAGUUGUGAAAAAGACUUGCCAGAAGACUCUGUCUGACUUAAAGCUGGACUAUUUAGAUCUGUACCUUAUUCACUGGCCCAUGGGAUUUAAAGCAGGUGAUGUCGGCUUCCCAUUGGAUAAGAAAGGUUUAGUUCUGCCAAGCAACACCAAUUUCCUGGAUACCUGGGAGGGUAUGGAAGAGCUGGUAGAUGCUGGUUUGGUAAAGGCAAUUGGUGUUUCCAACUUCAACCAUAAACAGCUUGAGUCGAUACUAAAUAAGCCAGGCCUGAAAUAUAAGCCUGCUAACAAUCAGAUUGAAUGUCAUCCCUAUCUCACCCAAGAGAAGCUGAUAAAAUAUUGCCAUUCAAAUGGAAUCUCUGUCACUGCAUAUAGUCCCUUGGGCUCACCUGACAGACCCUGGGCAAAACCUGAAGAUCCAUCCUUAUUGGAAGAUGAUGCAAUGAAAACCAUAGCUGCAAAACACAAGAAGACCCCAGCUCAAGUCUUGAUUCGCUUUCACAUACAGAGGAAUACCAUUGUUAUUCCAAAGUCUGUGACUUCCAGUCGCAUUGCAGAAAACUUUCAGGUUUUUGACUUUGAACUAAGCCAGGAGGAAAUGGAUACAAUUCUGAGUUUUAACAGAAACUGGAGAGCAUGUCCAAUGCAGUGGGGUGUGGAACACAAGGAUUAUCCUUUUAAUGAAGAAUAUUGAGGGGACUGAACACAUGAUUGGAAGAUGUUAUUGCACACUCCAACCCAAAACAGGGGUAGAAUACCAUCUGGUAUUCUCCUUAUCGCACAGAUCAAGCUGUUCGUUUUAUGUGUGGAAGUAGUUUCUUAUUUUCCUCUUCUGUUUUCUUGUUCAGUUGACCAGUGAGCUUUUGUGAAUAUAAGCUUUGAAUAAAGCUGUUUAAAAAGUGUUGGUAGUGCCUUU